Molecule: messenger RNA, 553 nt
Organism: Saitoella complicata NRRL Y-17804
Lineage: Eukaryota; Fungi; Ascomycota; Saitoellomycetes; Saitoellales; Saitoellaceae
Exons: 2
Coding region: 170-553 (127 amino acids)
Biological process (GO): cytoplasmic translation
Cellular component (GO): ribosome; cytosolic large ribosomal subunit
Molecular function (GO): structural constituent of ribosome
Source: RefSeq, a predicted model, not a curated record
CCAGCACCCUUCAACACCGUCAAGGUCAGUACAAUGUCCCAGCAAAUUGCAGGGUCUGCACCGGGGUGAUUGCGUGUUCUACGUACCCUCCCCCGUUUCAGAUUCGUGUUGCCAUUCGCAUCAUGUCUUGAGGAAGUUCGGUUUGGCUGAACGUGGUCUUAUCCUCUAGAUGGCUCCCACCGACAAGACCCAGACCCAGAAGAAGUCCGGACGCUCCGCGAUCUCUGAUGUUAUCACUCGUGACUACACCAUCCACCUCCACAAGUACGUUCACGGUGCUACCUUCAAGAAGAAGGCUCCCCGUGCCGUCAAGGUCAUCAAGGAGUUCGCCAAGAAGCACAUGGGUACCGAGGACGUCCGUGUCGACCCUCUCUUGAACAAGGAGAUCUGGAAGCAGGGUGUCAAGGGUGUUCCCCACCGUAUGCGCCUCAGGAUCUCCCGUAAGCGUAACGACGAGGAGGGUGCCAAGCACAACUUGUACUCUUACGUCCAGGCCGUCAACGUCCCCACCACCAAGGGUCUCCAGACCCAGGUCGUUGAGGAGGAGCAGUAA